Solanum verrucosum is the source of this 619-nucleotide messenger RNA. Its product is annotated as mitochondrial import receptor subunit TOM7-1. NCBI's taxonomy places the organism in Eukaryota, Viridiplantae, Streptophyta, Magnoliopsida, Solanales, Solanaceae. Bases 57 to 290 code for a protein of 77 amino acids. The transcript has a single exon. The record is from RefSeq and is a predicted model, not a curated record. Gene Ontology annotation, biological process: protein import into mitochondrial matrix. Gene Ontology annotation, cellular component: mitochondrial outer membrane translocase complex.
UCACGUUGCCUAAUUUUCCAUUUCUAGGGUUCAUCUCUGCACCAGAAACUACGAACAUGUCUUCGAAGAUCAUGCUGAAACCUAAAGGGAAGAACACCAAGAAAGCUGCUGCGGCGGACGAGGACGACAGAGCAGUGGCGGUGGUGGGAAAGUUCGUGAAGGAGUGGGGGACAUGGACCGCAAAGAAAGCCAAAGUUAUCACCCAUUACGGUUUCAUCCCUCUUGUCAUCAUCAUUGGCAUGAAUUCUGAACCAAAACCCUCUCUUUCUCAGCUUCUUAGUCCCGUAUAAACCCCCUUUCUCAGAUAUCAGUCGAUUUGACUUCUAUUGGUAAUGGGUUGUUUUGAAUUUUUGUUUAGCUGGAUCACCUUGAUACUGAUCAAUUUUAUAUUUGUCGAGCUCAUUUUGGCUUUUGCUAUGUAUGGAUCAUCAUUGAACCCAAUUAAGUUUUCUUGGGUUAUCAGAUUUGCAGCCCUGUGUUAAAGCCCUUUUAUUGGUAAUAAUUGUUUGGGAAUUUAGGGCUUAGGUUUAGAUGUAAUAAAACUAUGUCUUGUUGGCUCUUUAAUACUCUUCUGAUGCUAAUGGAUUGUGAAACUUGGAUAAAAGAGUUACCUUUUUUU